CUCGCGCGCUUUCUUGUCCUCCCUCCUCAUCGUUGUUUCACAGCACAAGGCAGCAUUCACACUCAGCCGCUGUCUGCAGCAGCACGGAACAACGCGGGCAACGCAGUGGGACAAAGCACAAACACAAAGCAAGGAAGCAAAAGCAUGUCGGAGGAGAACGGACAAGGUGCUGCAUGCACCACAGCUGAGAAGAGCCCCAGCGCGGCAGCAGAGCAGAAGCCAUGCCUUGCGUGCAGUGGACCAACAGAGCAGCAGGAGCAAGCCGCAAGAAGAAAGGCAUUGGCAACCUCCACGUCAUCCACACCAGCGCAAGGGAAGACGCCGUUUGCGUACAUGCACUCUGGGUGUCCGGUAAAUCGGCGAGAGCUGGGUCGUGCCAGCUGGGCCUUCUUGCAUACAAUGGCAGCGUACUACCCAGAAAAGCCGUCGCGACAGGAGCAAGACCGCAUGCGCGACUUUAUGCAUCUCUACGUGCAGCUGUAUCCAUGCGGCUACUGCGGGGACACAACAUGGCAGGAGAUGAUGCGGAACCCGCCCAGGCUUGCAACUCGAAAGGACUUUUCCCUGUGGAUGUGUGAGAUGCACAAUGAAGUCAACGACAGGCUUGGAAAGCCGCAGUUUGACUGCUCAAAAGUGGACGAGCGAUGGCGCACGGGCCCAGCAGACGGCUCAUGCAACUAACUCACGCCGCUGCCCAUCCUCUGUACCCCACCCUCGCAUUCUCCAUCUAGCUUCGCACGUAAACACAAUCUCUCUUGCACACAACAGACCAACCAAAGCCAUCUUCCUCGCCUCGCCUCGCCCAUGCUGCUGCUGCUGCUGCUGCGUGGGUGCAGUGUAACCAACAGCAGGCCUCUCGUUAACUGCAUGCAACCCCUCUCCCCCCCCCAACUUCGCAUGCGUCCAACCGUGCCCCCAACAGCCCUUCUUCUCUCCGUCAGCGUCUCCCACCCUCCAACCUAUAAGCACGAGCACGCGUGCUUCCCUAGUUGGUGCCUUCGCCACGGCGCUGUAAACAGAACAGCGGGUCGCCCUCCACAGGCCUCAUGAUUGUCUGCUGACUGUCCUGGCGCCCUUCCCCAUCACCACCGCCCUCUUCUCUCCCACCACCAUCCUGCACCAGCUGCUGCUGCUGCUCACCAGUGCCAGUGCCGCCAGUGCUUGCUCUGCUGCUGCUGCGACUGGUGCGACGCGACUGUGAUGCCCUUGUUUUCGCGUUCGAAGCAGAAUCGUCCGUGGCGCUCAAGGCAGCGCUUCGUUGCAUAUGUGUGUGUGUAUGUGUGUAUGUGUGUAUGUGUCAAUGUGUGAGGGAAAUGCGCGGCGGCAUCGCACACGCGCAUGUGUGUGUGCGUGUGUGUCUGGGCAAUGGGGAAUUGUCGUUGUUCAUAUGAGUGAUGGCAUGUACAUACACCAAUAUAAAACAGAGGCGCAU
Salpingoeca rosetta is the source of this 1432-nucleotide messenger RNA. RefSeq lists its product as uncharacterized. The transcript has 5 exons. NCBI's taxonomy places the organism in Eukaryota, Choanoflagellata, Craspedida, Salpingoecidae. Gene Ontology annotation, molecular function: flavin adenine dinucleotide binding; flavin-dependent sulfhydryl oxidase activity. Bases 145 to 681 code for a protein of 178 amino acids. Gene Ontology annotation, cellular component: mitochondrion. The record is from RefSeq and is a predicted model, not a curated record.